Patiria miniata (bat star) is the source of this 3036-nucleotide messenger RNA. RefSeq names its product cytochrome P450 2F2-like. The record is from RefSeq and is a predicted model, not a curated record. Bases 665 to 2158 code for a protein of 497 amino acids. Gene Ontology annotation, cellular component: intracellular membrane-bounded organelle; cytoplasm. Lineage: Eukaryota; Metazoa; Echinodermata; Asteroidea; Valvatida; Asterinidae. Gene Ontology annotation, biological process: xenobiotic metabolic process. Gene Ontology annotation, molecular function: heme binding; oxidoreductase activity, acting on paired donors, with incorporation or reduction of molecular oxygen, reduced flavin or flavoprotein as one donor, and incorporation of one atom of oxygen; iron ion binding. The transcript is spliced from 3 exons.
CGAUCCGAGUAUUAUCGGCUGCCAUACCUCCGGAAGUAUUCUCCGAAUUGACGUAUGGUGUCUUGUGUGCUAGUUGUUUCAUAAGACGUUCUGACCAUAUAAUGCGCUUAGGACAGUGGCCUUGCCAUGGCUACUUUGAAUUAAAUGUACGUUCUGUCUAGCAGUGUACUGGCCCUUAAACAACUAUCCCCUUAAAAAUAACAGGAUUAAAUCAAAUUGGUUGUGUUUUGGGGGGAAGUCGCAAACAAAUGCCUUGAUCCUUUUCAUGAAUGGCUGAAUAUCAGUGAAAGUUGUACUGACUGUGGUCAAUACCCACAUACCCACAGUCCCUGAUCGAGUGAUGGCUGAAUGGGAACAAAAUUGUAACCUUCCCUGUUUUUGAAAUGGACUUAUCCAAAAGGACAUUAGUUUAAGACUCGCCCUGUAGUGUCGACACGGGCGUGCAUAUGCGCAGUUUGUAUUACUGUAUCACGUUUGCGAUUGCCUACUCAGAAUCACUAUGAGCAACGGUAGAACUAUUUGUGAGUGAUAAUUGUUCUCUGCUGGAUAAAUUAUUCUGAUUAAGGCAGUAGAUAGACGACGAGGUUAUAAACGUCCCUGGGAGAAUUUAAUAGGCCCAGCAGCAUACUUGCAUUUCAAUAGAUAGGAAUUCAAAAAGUCCAAAAUGGAGAUGCUGAAGUACAUUUGUAGCAGUGUUGGUAUGACCACCGUGAUCCUUUGCCUGGUCAUCUUGUUGGCCUUAAGGGUCAUCUUCAAGGCAAGGUACUUGCCUCCAGGCCCGUGGGGUUUCCCUUGGCUCGGUAUGGUCCCGUACUUCUGGCUCGUCGGUCGCUUGGACGGGGUUCAACGGCACGAAGCUCUAGCCCACUUGGCGGCUCGCUACGGCAAGGUGUUUAGCUUCACGGUGCUUGGAAAACUGGUCCUUGUGCUGUCGAACAAGGAGGCGGUCGAAGAAGUUUUCCGUCGACAAGAGUUGAACGACAGGCCUAAAGUUUGGAUCAAAAAUGGCCCAAAGGGAGAAGGUCUGGCUACAGCAUCCGGUGAAGCCUGGAAGCAGCAGCGCGCCUUUACCGUCCGAAUUCUGGAUAAGUUUGGGGUUGGCAAGCCAGCCUUUGAGGAAAAGAUCGCUAGGGAAGCCAGGUCUCUGCUAAGUGUCAUAGCUAAGAAAGAGGGGCAGUCAUUUGAUCCUAAGCACCUGCUGAUGCUCUGCGUCUCCAACGUCAUCACUGAGCUUUUGUUUAGUACUAAGCAUGAGUACGGUGAUGCUGAUUACAUGAAGCACUUGGAUGCCAUAAGAGAGAUCACACAUCUGAUGGGCUCAUCCGGGGCCGCUAACAGCGUAUAUCUAUUGUCCCACAUCCCCACCCCGUCUAGGAUCCGCCUCGCUGAGCUCUUAAGCUACGAAGCUAACACCAUAGAGGGGAUGAUUAAGACUCACCUGGACAUUUUGGACCGCGGGAACCUCCGUGAUUACCUGGACGAGUAUCUGAAUGAGAUGCUAAGCACAUGUGAGGAAGGAUUACAGUCAGAGAUUAGCAGAGAGAAUCUCAACAGGAAUUUGAGUCAUCUGUUCCUGGCCGGAACUGAGAAUAUUUCCACCACUUUGAGAUGGUCCCUGCUGUUCAUGAUCGGUAAGCCGGACGUCCAGGCGAGAGUCCAGGCCGAGUUGGACCGAGUGGUCGGUCGGGAGCGUCUCCCCACGCUCGCUGACGAGCCUUCACUGCCUUACACCCGGGCUACUAUGCUUGAGAUCCAGCGAGCCGCGAGCACAGCUGCUCUGGGCGCGGCGCACCGCUCGUCCCGUUCCUUUUCCUACCGCGGGUGGACCAUCCCAGCCGACACCACAGUCAUUUGCAACGUUUGGGCCAUCCACAAUGAUCCUGAGAUCUGGCAGGAUCCGGCUGAAUUCAAGCCUGAGAGAUUCUUGGGAGAAGACAACGAGAUCAUCAAGGAUGCUUGCCUCAUCCCAUUUAGUGCAGGUAAUCGCGUGUGUGUCGGGCGGCACCUAGCCAGAAUGGAGAUAUUCGUCUUCUUUUCUCACCUCAUGCAUCGCUUCCACUUCCGGAAGGUCGGCAAUUCACCUGUUUCUUUCCAGGGACAUGGGAGCUUCGCUCGCGAGCCGCUCGACUUUCAAGUGGAAGUGACUGAGCGUAAAUAAGCCACGCUGUCUCAAUAGAAAAGUUAAGUAACCACGUAGAGAGGUUUACGAAAUCACGGAUGUGUUUAAGGUGAACGUGUAAAUGCCAAACUCUGACUAGUUGGGGCCUCUUCUGUAUCCGGAAUGAAUUUGCAUAAGAGCUUGAGUAUAAAAAUUUGUGUUUGAAAAUUACUAUAUCUUUUUGGAAGUGUUGUAAUAUUGUAGGCCUACUUGUGGUUAAUGGGUAACAGUUUUACAAUUUUAAUAGUUUGGUGAUGGUAAUUAGAGCUUACAUAAAGCAAUAUUUUGUAUAUAAUAUAUCUUUUAAUGGAUGCUUUUUAUUACCACUUUCACCAGGUGUUUUCGCACGGGUGGGAGUACCAUUUGGGAAAGUUGUCGGGAUGCCACGUGAGGUGAAAUAAUUCUAAAAGACAAUUAAGUUUAAUUCUGUGAAUUUUACAUAAAUCAUGCUCUGACAGUCAUCAGAAUUCCUAAACUCUGGUGAUUUAAAUCCUUACAGAGAGGAGAGAGAGGGCUUUAGUGCCUUCGAGUCUGAACAAGUAAAACGUCGUUAAAAAAAUUUAAACGCAUUUUUGCUGCUCAAUUUCAGGUGGAAGAAAACUAAGGCUUAAUGCUAAUUAAGCAAAAAUUAUGUUGGCGUAUUGUAUGUGUUACAGUUGCUUUCAAGUUAUAUGCUUUCCUCAUGAUUUUUUUUCGGUGCAUGUUUCUUCUCUUUUGCCAUUUUCUUAUGUGGCCAACUGCCGAACUGUAAAUGGUCCCUCUACGUGCCGGGCCUCAUAAUAUUGUUUUUUCUUGUAUUAUUCCACAAAGGAACAUACCCUGUUACCCUGGGGAGGAUUACAUCAAAGGUUUAUAUACAAUUAAAGUUUAAAUCAUGA